This is a messenger RNA of Archocentrus centrarchus (flier cichlid), 2255 nucleotides long. RefSeq lists its product as uncharacterized. The record is from RefSeq and is a predicted model, not a curated record. The transcript has a single exon. Bases 1 to 900 code for a protein of 299 amino acids. NCBI's taxonomy places the organism in Eukaryota, Metazoa, Chordata, Actinopteri, Cichliformes, Cichlidae.
AUGCGAGUGGCUUAUCAACUAGCUGCAGACAACAGCCUUAAGUCCUCAGCCAAAGGCAAGAAACAGUACGAUAGACGUGUAAAAGGGGUCACUCUCCAGCCAGGUGAUAGGGUAUUGGUGAAAAAUCUGUCAGAGAGAGGAGGGCCAGGGAAAUUGCGUGCCUACUGGGAGAAGGUCGUACAUCGCGUGGUGGAGAGAGUGAGAGAUGGGCCAGUCUAUAAGGUGCAGCCAGAGAGAGGAAGUAAGACCAUGCGCAUUCUGCAUAGAAAUCUACUGCUGCCAGUAAAUGACCUACCUCUUGAAGAAGAACUUCCCGUGGACGAAAAGACCAGACGGAAGGGACAAAAACAACCUGAAAAAUAUGUUGACCAAACAGCAACAAGUAGCUCUGAUGAGGAAGAUGAGUAUACUUACCAUCGUGACCUCCGGAGCAGAAUCCCAUGCUACAGACUCGCAGACCCUUGCCAGCAAGAUCCUGUUAUUCUACAGGAGCGUCCUCAGCAACGGGAAACUGUCAUGGCACGGCGGAAAUCGCUAACUCAGCGCAAGUUAAAUGCAACAGCCAGAGAGUUCUGUCCUACUAACAGGCAAGAAUCUGAGGGCGAGCAGGACAUUGUGGAGACUGAGGAGUUGGUCAAAACAAGGUCUGACCAAGUGGAUGAAAUGGAUGGAGGAAACAUAGGAGAAAACGACAAGGUAAGGAGGUCACAGAGGAGAGGGCGACCAGCAGAAAAACUCACAUAUGACACUCUGGGUCAGCCAUCAUACCGCCAUUGGAGAACGGACAUGAACGCCCUCUCAGCCAGCCAACCCUACGUGUCCAAUCCCGGCUUUCCAUCCUCCUUUUACCCCAUCCAUCCCCAACCAUACUACCACAACUGGUACACUCUCAUACACUGACGGGUCCACACAAAUAGAAACAAAUGUCAGGAGACAUUCUUUGAGUGGGAGAGAGUGUAGAGGGUUGAAAUGAUCUCACUUCUGAGAUUAAGUAUCAAACGAUGAUAAAGAUAAAAACAGUCACCCCUAAAGUUUUUUUGUUUUGUUACAUUUGUAAAUUUGACUGUCAUUUAAGCACUGUUGUGAGUCCUGUGCAGUUUCACGUAAUAUGGUGCCAUCCCACAGCAAGACGCUAGAGGGCGUAUCGCGCUCGGGGUAUGGAGUAGCUUUGGGGCACAGAGGAAGAAUAAAACUUCCUGUUAUGAAGCUACGAUAGCUCAACGUGUGUGCCUUUUGCUAUUCUCUACCACAGGUCAGUAAAAACACCUUACAAUGACUGUGCAAUACAGACCAUAUGUGUAGAGAAGGUUGUUAUGAGAGACUUGUACAGGCCGGCAAAAGAAGCCGUUUGUGAAGCGAUUGGUGUGUAAAUCGUGGCUUAUUGAUGUAUGCUAAGCGAUGCUAAUGCUAGCGGACUUGGCUAAUGUGGAGUAGAGUGGGGAAGCUAACCAAAACUAAAUGAGAAACUGCUGGACUCACAUGUGAACUUUUACUCAUGUGCACUCUAUGAACAGUCAUAUGUUAUUCUUCUGGUUAUGAUGUUUAGUUAAAGUACAGUUUUGGUGGUUUAAUACCGAAACCAUUAAUGUAAUUUGGUAAGGUGACUUAGUGAGUAAUGGCGACUGUCGAUGAAUGACUCUUGAUGAGAGAGAAGCGCCAUUAAAGGAGCAUUGCAUUUUAUAUAGCUGAUAGUUUGCAUUAUAGCAUUAGAUGUGUUUGUUUUAUGAACAAAGCUAAUUAAUUGUGUAAACAAAAUGGAACAACAGCUAAAGGUAUGUAAAAAUAUAGUUCAUUCAGGCACUUAAUGCUGUAAUAGGUGUUUCAAUGGUUAAAAGCAAAUGUGUUACUGUCUGUUACACAUGUAGUUAAAAGGAUCGAGUUAAGAACAGCAGUAUGAGUGUGUUAUGUGUUUAUCUUUAAAAUGAAUGAGUUCUUGUUGUACAUUGUGAUUAUAAUUUGUUGAUGGACUCAAAGAGACUCUACUGAAUAGUUUUAUGAAGUUGUGGAAAUGUUUUGUGAUUCAUAUUGUCUUGACUCAGGAGCACGAUGGCCAUGUUUUGUAAAAGAGACUAAAGUGAAAGGCCAUUGGUUUAUAUUCAGUUUAGUAACACUUGAGGUAUGUUUAUAGAUUUUCUGGUGAAGAAUAAAACUUCCUGUUAUGAAGCUACGAUAGCUCAACGUGUGUGCCUUUUGCUAUUCUCUACCACAGCACCACACGUUGGCACAGGAAGCCAGUUGCCCCUCAGACGACAAAC